Fusarium mangiferae is the source of this 138-nucleotide messenger RNA. RefSeq lists its product as uncharacterized. The transcript is spliced from 2 exons. The record is from RefSeq and is a predicted model, not a curated record. Lineage: Eukaryota; Fungi; Ascomycota; Sordariomycetes; Hypocreales; Nectriaceae. The coding region runs from base 1 to 138 and encodes 45 amino acids.
AUGUCAUCAUCCCUUGCAUUCGCCGCCUCAUUAGUUGAAACAGCCGCGCUCGACAUCUCUCCAUCAACGACACCAUAUCCUCCUUGUGAUAGCUGGUACGUAGACACUAUGUCAUCGAUCGAAACGUUGCGGGUGUGA